GAGACACCACACAAGAACAUGAAACAAUGAAUAUUUUGUAUUGUAUAAUAUAUUCACGAGUAGUUUUGUAGCACUUGCAUUUACUGACCAAGUUUGACACUUUGAGUUUAAAAUGCUUUUGUGAACCAGGGCUGGGCGACGUGGACCAAAACUCAUAUCCAGAUAUAUUUAGUUUGAAUAUUCAUAUACAAUAUUUUUCCACAAAGUGAAUUUCGACCAAAGUCAAAGCCAAAUAUGCGUUCAAAGUUCUAUUAAACAGGCUGAAAUAAAAUACUAUAUUCUCUUUUUUCAAUAAAUAUAGAAAAAGUUACAAAUAAUGUUCAAUUUUUUUUCUUAGCGCUUCCAUCUCAUGUUUCCCCAUGAUGACAGAUAGUAAACACGGUUUACACGGUCUUUGUCGGGCAACCUUUGUACAGUCUUUUUCGCUGUUCACUCCCGCUAUGCAGCCUCUCCUCCUCAGUAUCUCCACGGGGAUCUCCAGUCGCUCGGCGCAGCAAAGGGGUGCUCAAAGCUAACAGCUGUUCCCAAGUGUAAACAUUAGCGCAAUAGUAAAGCAAGAUGGAACAAGAUGAACAAAUGAACAUCCAUAGCUGGCACAAAAAAAUAAUUAAGUAAUAAAUAAAGCACUAUUAAAAACACUACAAACACUGCAGAAGAUAGGGAGCAGCCGUAACUAGCUUGCACUCGGGCGGUGCCAUCUUGAAACAUGAGACUGACGCAAAAUCCAGUCUAUAUCGAUAUGAACGAUAUGUUUACUUAUGAUAUCGUGCUUAAAAGAGAUAUCAAUAUUUUACAAAUAUUGAUAUAUCGCCAGCCCUACUGUGAACACAGUUGAAAUAGUGCGGUAAAACUGAAGUGCUCCUUCAUUAGCCUCUACGUUAACUCGCUAGCUUACCUACUAAGUUUACUAGCAUGGGUAGACGCUCAGUAUGGUCUAUCUAUUUAUUUAUUACAUUUAUUUAGUAUAAUUUUGUUUAUACUUGGGAACAUUGGAAUGACAUGUGAACAACUCCUGAUUGCAAUAUUAAUAGGACUUUAUGUUUCUGGUUCAUCAUAGCUUUAUGAUAUCCAACAAAUACAGUACAUAUCUAACUUUGCUUUGAGCACUUUACAGUGGAAUUUCACAUUCAACAGUAGGUCCAUUGUGCAUGGACACAAGCUUAAGGGAAUAGUUCAGUUUUGUUUUUUAUUUAUACAUGAAGCUGUAUUACAUCCAUAUCAGCAGUGUAGUGCAUCCCCCAUUUUGUCCUGUGAGUCUAAUUCUGGUCGGUUCACGUUGUAGAGGAAAAUAGUUCUGUCUAGUUGCUGGGAUCUAUUAAGUGUUUUGCUUUUUCAAAACAAUAUGCACUCAAAAGAGUAAUACAUUUGCAUCACAAAACCACCGCCCACAAAAAAAGUCAGACCUCUCAAUCGCUGUGUAAUUUCUCUCCGUUCGCAUCACUGAGCGCUGCCGCUUGUCCAUUGUUUAUAUGCGUGGAUCAAGAACGCUACAAUUCCAACUCUUUUGCGGGAUCUUGCCAAAAAGUUAGGUCUCCAAAAUAAUCCAUUGAGUACAAACUCAUGGCUUUGCACUUCAUUAAUACGUUGAAUUAUCAUUAAAUGAUUAAUGCACUCGCUUUGUCAUAUGCAAAAACAGAGAGCGGAGUUGAAAAUUAUAAACGUUAAACCAUGGAGACACAGAAAUAACAUGUACAUAAGUACAUAGGAUACAUGAAGUAAAAACAGUUUGUUUGGUAAAAGGACAAGGUACACACAUGUUCUAUGGGCAAGUUUCCUGGUUUGACCAGUAGAUUGUGUUGCACAAUAAAAAAUUAAAUUGCAUAAACUUCUCGGAGGGCAUGGGGGUGGCGCACCCUCCAAAUAUAAUGUAGUAUUAUUAGUAUUAUGCUAUUUGCAUGAAUUACAGUGGGAUGGAAGACUACAACCUGUGUUUUUAAUUUUCUGUAUGCAAACCAAAAUGUUUUCUGGCUACCUUGCUUUUUAAGAAAAUCAACCAUGUCUCUUUUAUGUGACAAAAAAAGAUAUCACCCAAGUCCACUCAAACAAUGAAAUUAAUUUUUGAAAUGUUAUAUUCGACUUGUCAGCAAUUCUCAUCGAUUAUAAAAUAUAUAUGCCAUAGCAUGAAAGGAAUCACAAUUUGAUUGACAUAUCUACAAAACUAAAAAAUACAAUCAACACACACAAAAAGAGCAAAAAAAAUAUCUGCAAGCAUCAAUGAACAUAACCCUCUGCUACUUCAACAAAUAAUUCAUGUCAGUCUUUCAGAAAUCAAGUGUUGUAUCUCAUAUUUCAAUGUCACACCAUCAGAUAAAACACUAUUGUACAUGACAUGACGUGACACGGCACAACAGACGUCUACCUGGGCCUCACAAGCUAUGAAAGAGGUUAUAGUCAUAUGUAUACACAUUUUAAAAACCAUAUUUUACAUUGCUCCACGAUCAAAAAUGUGUACAUCUAGACACACUGCAUUUAAAAACACAUUCUGGCCAAUCACAAGGCCUGUGAUGAAAAUCAAUAAAUCACACAAUAGAGAAAAAUGAAGUAUAUUGACACGGACAAGGGUGUUUGUUUUCCUCCUCUCGCUCUACUAAGCAGGCUGGAUGCAGGAGAUUUCACUAUAUGAGAUUUCACUAUAUAUGUCUCAACACCUGGAUGCGUUGAUUCUAUAGCGGAAUGAACACACUGGGUCUCUCCUGUCAGUCAUUGAGUCUUGUCCGAGUCGAGAGAGGUAAAACUUAAAUAGGUCCACAUACAGAAACUUUCCUCAAGCUUCGGUAUGACUCUAGUUUCCCCAUAAAAUGUGUGGCGUAACCAUGUUAUUUUAUUGGCAUGCUUUUAUUUUCAGUUGUUGAUAAAGUAGCCAAUAAAGUAGCUUCUGUGUUGAAUACGCCUUACUAUGUUUUUAACCUUCCUCUUGUGUUAGCUUUCUGGUAUCAUCUCUUAUAAUACAAGGUCGGUUUUGACCCAUGUAUUAAAAUCAGCUAUAAAAUACACUAAAAACACAAGUUACCAUCAAAUUAGCUUCUCGUGUCUUGGUUACCCUUCUUAGGCUUCCUCAUCCAUGAAAAUGUUGGAUUUAAUACUUUUGGUGUGGGCAUGUAGCCUUUUUUUGUCACUAUACCCCUCGAGUUCAAUUUCCAAAAAUGGUAAAAUGAACCUCAAAAGAAUCAUAUUAAUAAAUUGAAGGUUCUUUUGUUACCUGGCGAUUACUGAGAGCUAUAGAACAUCAAUUCGAUUCAAUUAGUUUUAUUUAUUUUCUCAUUUUAGUAUUAAUCACUAGAACUAUAUAUGGUGUCCGUGUCAAUUUUGGCCCUAUAUGUAUUAAUGUCAAGAAAAGGUAGAAAAAGUGAUUGUUUUCAGCAACAGAACUUUAGUAUAAACUGAAAUCAAAAAGCAGAACAGGUCCAGAUCUUGGUUCACUGUACUUCUUGCCAUUCUUUUCAUGAUCCAAAUUGUAAAUGUGAAAUCAGCCAGUCAAAUGAGUGAAUUCACUUCACAUGUAUACUGGAAAAGCGGUCAAAAGGAGAAUCCCCUGAAGCUUACAUGAUGGUUGUCAUUGUGUUGGCUAAUUGUACACUUAUGAUCUCAGUUGUGGAUCAAAAUAUUGCUUUAUAGUCAUAUUAUUAUAACCCGGUCGAAUCUGACCAUAACAAUACAGUGGUCAUAAUUUCAACUAGACCAUUUUAAAAUGUAGUAAAAAUAAUUUUUUUUGUUUUAUUUGGUUGAAAUAGAGUUUCCUGACAAAGUCAAAAAAGCCUUGAUGCAAAUGUUAUGUGAUUCUUUUUGUGCAUUAAAAUGUAAAACGGGACUGUGCCGACCCUAACACAAGAGAAGGGUUAACCCACACACAAUGCAGCUUUCACUUGUGUCACUAUCUUUUCUGUAUACAUGACUUGUUUCGCCUUUCACUGUAACACCCUUUCAUUCUGCCAUAUUGCUUACUUCACUUGUCUCAUCUUCUGUUUGUUAUAGUUUGAGUUGCAAUUUCUUACCAUGACUGGUAAUGACUGGUGGUCUUGAACGUAACCCCGGUGAUCUAAUGUACUUACAACUUUUACAAUGAUUAAGCAGCCCUUUUUCCAAAAGCUAUAAAAAGGCCUCAAAAUGGAUGAAAUAGUUUGAAUGUAACUUGAAGAGGAUGCGGAUGCAGUGUCUCAGCAUGACUAUUUGGCAUUCAUUUGAUGUGAAGGGAAUCAAGGAGUCAAUGAUAUUUCAAAGGGAGCAAUGCAACUGUCACCGUAAAGAGCUCCGCGGCAGGACAACUCAAGAAAACCAGAUUGAUGUUCAAAAGCUUGUUGUGAUUUAAAGACAAAGUUAUAUGCGGGUUCAAUGGCAUCCGUCCAAUAUGUCUCCAUCCAAACAAACUGCUAAUUCGCGGCUAAAGCUAAGCUAGCUGCUAUACAGCGGGAAGGCUCUCUUAGAUCUUCGUACCCUUCUCUCCGUCCUCUGCGCUUCAGCAUAUUUUAAUCACGGUAUUGUCGUAGCGAUGUUAUUUUCUAAUUGCGAAUUUUAAACACGACCGCUUUGUCUUUUUGCCGAGCGCGUUCGGUGUCAACAACUCCCAGGGACGCCUGCUAUUGAAUGAACCCCGACAAGCAGCGGUGUCACCAACGCGAGCUGGCCGUUGUGUCUUGGGAGCUCGAAGGCCUCGUCCUCAGUGUGUGAUUUCAACAAAAGCUCUGACAAACAAACAGUGACAACUUGCUGUUGUUCGCAUUAAACGCUCAGACAUUUAUCGCCUUACCUUUGCUUUUGUGUAGAUGUGCGUGGCGAGUUUAACAACCGCGAAAUUUCCCUUGCCGAUGGUCCGCUCGAUCUCGUAGUGGCCCACUCGGGCAGGGGGGGGCCUGGUGGUCGAAGUCUGGACAGGAUUGGUGAUGCACCCGGCGGCGGCGCUCGGACGACUGGCGUGGCUGAGCCCGGCGGAUGGCUGGACUCGGUUCUGGGGGCCCAUGCCGGCGUGGGUCGGUCGGGCAGAGUGCGUUAUCCCGGCCGCGGGAGUCCCAGCAGCGCCUCCGCUUGACACGGCCGCCAUCUUCUCGCCUCUCUGCGGGAACAACAAGCAGCCUUGCGCAGCGCGCGCACACCCCCGCCCUGCGUCAUUUUACGUGCGGCGCUACUUCGCAGCGCCCUCUCUAGGUUGUUACCAUAGAAACGACCAGCGUAACACAUGACCUCAUCUACAAGAACGUGUUGCGGUCGCCAAGGCGACGCGAGAAGUGCGCAUUAUCGCUCUGGCUCCCAUCAUUCCGUGAUCCAUUGCAGAGUGAGGGGAUGAAUUUGACUACAGCGUUAAACCAUGCAUUACUGACCAUGCGCAUUUUAAUAAGGUGUUCAGUCAUAGUCAUUGCAGCAUUAGUACGAGCAUGUUAUUUGAAAAUAUCGCUUAGGUCAUUGAUCUGUUUUCAGGUAAUGGUUAUCCCUUGCACAGAUUUGCUGUAAAAUAAUCAAAGAAAAAGAGGGUGUGAAAUUAAAGGCCAUAUUCUAUUCUCUUCUAUUGUAUUUCAUUCCAUCCUACCGUAUUGUACAAUUCCACAAUGUUGUAGACAGCACCGUCUAGUGGUGAAAUAAGUUAUUGCACCUUAUCAAUAAAAGAUUUUGUAAUGGGGAGAGUAAAUAAUAGUUACUCAUUCUGAAAAACAAAUCAAAUGACUAAAUCUAAUAUUUAAUGUAAUAUAUUAGCCUAUUAUUAUUACUAUCAUUAUUCUUCUGAUUAUGACUACUAGUAGGUUAGUAUUAGCCUGCUUAUUGGCUUGCUUAUUAGCCUGUUUUUGCCUUAUUAUAUGAAAUUUUUCAGAGAUGAAGCCCCCAUAAAAUAUUGCACAAUUCCACAAUGUUGUAGACAGCACCGUUUAGUGGUGAAAUAAGUUAUUGCACCUUGUCAAUAAAACAUUUUCUAAUAGGGAGAGUAAAUAAUAGUUACUCAUUCUGAAAAACAAAUCAAAUAACUAAAUGUAAUAUAUUAGCCUGAGAGUAAAUAAUAGUUACUCAUUCUGAAAAACAAAUCAAAUAACUAAAUGUAAUAUAUUAGCCUAUUAUUACUAUCAUUAUUUUUCUGAUUAUGACUACUAGUAUGUUAGUAUUAGCCUGCUUAUUGGCUUGCUUUUUAGCCUGUUUUUGCCUUAUUAUAUGAAAUGUUUCAGAGAUGAAGCCCCUAUAAAAUAGGCCUAAUGACGCCACUGAUACAUGCCUAUGACAGUGUCGAUUAAUACAAAUAUUUUUUUAAUAUAGAAUUUUAACCAGCACACCCAUGAUCUUAAUGAGGAUAGGUGGUAUAGCAAUGAAUGAAUGAAUGAAUGAAGGCUGGGCGAUUGAUUUUUUUUAUUGUUUUAAAUGACAAUAAGAGGGGUGGAAAAUAAUUAAAAUUAUUCAUCAAUAAAAACAAAAAAUAAACAGCCUUUAUAUGUAUCAGAGCAUAACACAAUCUAACAAUGCAUCAAUGCCUAUACGAACAACAACAAAAAAUAUUUUUUAUGUUAUAAUGUUGUAUCGAUUCCUAACUGGUAUCUGACUACCGACAUUUGGAUCGAUCAGCCCACCCGUAUUGAACAGUUACGUCUGUGUCCGGCAGAGGGUGCUGUUGUUACAUGUUAUUUUCCCGUGAGGAAACAAGAGAAUUGCUUAAGCUCAGCCACUAUUUCAACAAUCACACAAGCCAACGGCGACGCCACAAGCUAGUACAAAUUGUGACACCAGGAAGGACCAAAGCGAUUUGAAAGCUUCGAACCGCCGUGUUUCCUACCCCACCAUCUGUGUCGUCGGACUCUUAACUUGCACAUCAAAACAUGGAGCUGUUGACUUAGCUCAUGAUGGUAGCCAGCUAGCAGGACUUAGCACAAACAACAGCAAUGGUCUCCUCAAGAUUGGCUUUGUUUCACAGAAAAAGGAAGGCUUUAAAGACGGUUUUCUUUUGACUUGCUGUCUCGGACCGUGUGACUUUUAAGGUGAACAACCCGGAGCCUGUUGUCUCCAUCGGGUUCGGGACGAAUCACAGCUGUAAAGCUACAGUAGGUGUUCCUAUGCUAGCAGCUAUUAUUAUUCGGGGUCAUGGCUGGACCCGACACAGUUUGACUUGUGGACCUGUUUACUGAUACUUUGGAGUCAUUUCAAUGGAGGUUUGACAGUUUUCGUGAGACAAAAUGCUGUUUAGGAGUCACUGGAAAUCUCGGUAUAAAACUAUUAGUGGAGCUGCUGACUGCUGGUGGCGGCCAUGGCUGGUCCUGUUGUGGUGGUCAUGCCUGACCCAGUCAACCUGUGGCAGCGGGGCCCUUGAGGAGAGCAAACAUCUCGUCAUCCAGAGAGACGGCGAGUUUGACGUGACCUACAAUGACACGGUUACCAGCGAAAACCAGACCAUCUAUGCUUUCAAUCAUACUGUCUCCUGGAACAAGACGGAAGGAGUGCGGGUAUCCGUGGACGUGCUGUCACAGAACCUGAAGAGUCCGAUCCUGUUUGUGGUGCGUCAGAAGCAAGCGGUGCUCUCGUUUCAAGUCCCUCUCAUCCUUCGAGGCCUGUACCAGAGGAAGUAUCCAUACAAUCAUUUAGGCCGGACAUUGUGCCAGCCUCCAACAAAGUCCGCAUCAGAGACGCAGUACUUCUUUGUGGAUGUUUCUACACUUUCCAACCAGGGUACAAAUUACCAACUGAGGGUCAGUCGGGUUGAAAGCUUCACCUUGCAGACAGACAAGACAUUCAGCUUCACUGCGUCCCCAUCCCAACCCCAGUACUUCAAGUAUGUAUUUCCUGAAGGUGUGGACACUGUGAUUGUGAAGGUCAGCUCAGACAUGAACUUUCCCUGCUCUGUCAUGUCCAUCCAGGACAUUCAGUGCCCUGUCUAUGACUUGGAUAAUAAUGUGGCCUUCAUCGGGAUGUAUCAAACUAUGACCAAAAAAGGUGCCAUCACAGUACAGAGAAAAGAUUUCCCCAGCAACAGCUUCUACGUGGUGGUCGUAGUCAAAACGGAGGAUGAGGCCUGCGGGGGUCCACUGCGUUUUUAUCCACUGCGACCAGAUGAGCUGAUCGAUGCUGGCAACCGCAGCAAAAUCCUCGACGUAGUGGUCUCCCCUGCUAUUAAGUCGGAGGUGUAUGUGAUGGGCAUGCUGUUCUGUCUGGGUAUUUUCCUCUCCUUCUACCUGCUCACUCUGCUGGUGGCCUGUCUGCAUAAUAAACGAGCCAAGAAGAGAGAGCUCUUUGAGAAUCUUGCUGACACAUCACCUGCUGAGACAGCCUCUCUGCUUGGAAAAAAUGGUGAUGGCAAGACUCCAGCUUCCCCGAAUGAAUAUGGCUCUCUUACAGACAGCACCGUGAGUUCAGAGGCGGUCACCGACGGCGCACCCUCACUUGACAGUGCCGCGUCUGCCGACAACUACGGAUAUCUGGGAAGGGAGCCUUUCAAACGUCGACCAAUCCUCAAUCAGACGCAUCAUAUAGCCAUCCGUUUUGCAGAGCGGCCUUUGGAGAAUGUUGGAAGAAGCAGACAAGAGUCUUUGAGCUCCAUCGAAGAGGAUGACUAUGACACACUGGAUGACAUCAACUCGGACAAAAACAUUGUCCGCACAAAGAAGUAUCUUUGUGUGUCAGACCUGUCUCGCAAAGACAAGAGGGUCCUCAGCAAGAAAUAUCAAAUCUACUUCUGGAACAUUGCCACCAUUGCAGUUUUCUAUGCCCUGCCUGUGAUCCAGCUGGUCAUCACCUAUCAAACGGUUGUUAACGUGACUGGAAACCAGGAUAUCUGCUACUACAACUUCAUGUGUGCUCAUCCUCUGGGAGCUCUGAGUGCAUUCAACAACAUCCUGAGCAACCUUGGCUACGUGAUGCUGGGACUCCUCUUUCUUCUCAUCGUCCUCAAGAGAGACAUCGUGCACAACAGAGCUCUGUCCUGCCAAGAUAUCAACGCAUUGGAAUGUGGCAUCCCAAAGCACUUUGGUCUCUUCUACGCCAUGGGAACCGCUCUCAUGAUGGAGGGCUUACUCAGCGCCUGCUACCAUGUUUGUCCCAACUAUACCAACUUCCAGUUUGACACGUCCUUCAUGUACAUGAUCGCUGGCCUGUGUAUGUUGAAGUUGUACCAGAAGAGACACCCGGACAUCAACGCAAGUGCUUAUACUGCCUACGCCUGCCUGGCUGCAGUCAUCUUCUUCUCCGUGCUUGGAGUUGUGUUUGGGAGAGGAAACACUGUGUUUUGGAUCAUAUUCUCGGUGAUCCACAUUUUGGCUACACUGCUCCUCAGCACGCAGCUUUAUUACAUGGGAAGAUGGAGGCUUGAUUCAGGCGUCUUACGUAGGAUGGUUUACAUCGUCUAUACAGAUUGUAUCAGACAGUGCAGCGGGCCCAUGUACAUUGAUCGCAUGGUUCUGCUGGUCAUGGGAAACAUCGUCAACUGGUCACUUGCUGCCUACGGCCUCAUCGAGAGGCCCAAUGACUUUGCCUCCUACCUGCUGGCUAUCGCCAUCUGUAAUCUUCUGCUCUACUUCGCCUUCUACAUCAUCAUGAAGCUGAGGAGCGGUGAGAGAAUCCAGUGUCUGGCAUUGGUGUGUAUUCUGUUCACGGCAGUGGUGUGGGGCUUUGCGCUCUAUUUCUUCUUCCAGGGUCUAAGUACCUGGCAGAAAACACCGGCCGAGUCACGUGAGCAUAACAGAGACUGUAUCCUGCUUUCAUUUUUUGACGACCACGACAUUUGGCACUUCCUGUCGUCCAUCGCCAUGUUUGGAUCCUUCUUGGUUCUCCUGACCAUGGACGAUGACCUCGACACCGUCCAGAGAGACAAGAUCUACGUGUUCUAAGACAAGAUCUACGUGUUCUAAAGUUCAUCAGAUCUGAGAAGUGCAUUCUACUUCUUGCCUUAUUGUCCUUCUCAAUCCAUCCAUGUGAAAAAGCAAAGCAAGUCGCCUUCCGGGAUGUCCGUGUGUCCUCCAAUCAAGACUUACGUUAAACCAUUUUCUCAUUGCUGCCAUUAACGAUCUUGCUGUUUUACUUGAUACUGCGUACAAUGAUACUGUGUACAAUGAAGUUUAACAAAUAGCUGAAAAUUAUUUAUUGUUGAAACUGUAUUGAAAUGUUUUUUGUUGACUGCAAAUGAAUGUUUAUAUGCUGUAUGGAUGCGUCAAAUGUCUUUUUACAAAAAAAAAAAAAUGUCCGUUAUGUGUCGACAAGCCAGCCAAUGCAGUUUUCUGGAGAAUAUUUCAAUGAUUGUAUGUAUGAUGGAAGUAUUUUUUGCACUAAAAAACGUUCAUGUCGGACAUGGCAAUCAGCAGUUACUGAAUAAAGGUUCCUUGUCCGGUAAACAA
Molecule: messenger RNA, 10286 nt
Organism: Doryrhamphus excisus (bluestripe pipefish)
Lineage: Eukaryota; Metazoa; Chordata; Actinopteri; Syngnathiformes; Syngnathidae
Source: RefSeq, a predicted model, not a curated record